Molecule: messenger RNA, 1190 nt
Organism: Selaginella moellendorffii
Lineage: Eukaryota; Viridiplantae; Streptophyta; Lycopodiopsida; Selaginellales; Selaginellaceae
Product: protein SRG1
Exons: 4
Coding region: 82-1116 (344 amino acids)
Source: RefSeq, a predicted model, not a curated record
GUUCCUCGCAAGGAAGCUUCUUUGAAAUGGCAAAGGCGGCUUGUAUGAAGGAUAAGCAGGAGAAGCAGGAGAAUUGGUAAAAUGGGGCUUGAUCCAAAGGAUGGGGGGUUUCCCAUGGUUCAGGAUUUGGUUGAGUCUGGCAUUGAUGAAGUGCCUCAGCGAUUUGUGAAGCCAGCGGAAGAGCGGUCAUUCUCUGCAGCAAGGACGGAAGAUGAUGAGGUUCCAGUUAUUCACGUAGCAGAGCUUGACACAGCUGAAGGCAUCGCUAAGCUCGACAGCGCUUGCCGAGAUUGGGGAUUUUUCCAGCUGAUUGGACAUGGCAUCCCUCCGGAGUUGCUUAAACAGGUGAGGAAGACUGUGAGGGACUUUUUCCGGUUGCCCCGGGAGCAGAGGGAAGCAUAUGCUAUUCGCUCUGAUGCACCAUCUCUAGCCAGCCAGGAAGGAUACGGAAGAUUCUUCGUUCCUUCGGAGGAGACUGUGCUCGACUGGGGCGAUUCUGUUUAUCAUUUUCUUCCUCCCAUAAGGAAUUGGCCAAGAAAUCCUCCAGAGUACAGGAAAGUCGUGGAAGAGUACGGCCAGGAGAUACGGCCUCUGGCAAUCAAACUGCUACAAUGCAUGGCAGAGGCAUUGGGGCAACGUGCCAGUUUUUUCUCUGAAGCUUUCGGUCCUAGUCCUCAUUAUGCGAUCAGGCUGAACUAUUAUCCGCCUUGUCCACAGCCAGAGCUUGUGAUUGGCCUCAGCCCUCACUCCGAUCUCGUGGGUCUUACCGUUUUGCUCCAAGAUGAGGUGGAAGGCCUGCAGGUUAAGAAAGGCGGGCAGUGGAGGAGCGUCAGGUCCAUCCCAGACGCGUUUGUGGUGAAUGUUGGAGACACGGUUGAGAUACUAACAAAUGGAGCUUACAAGAGCGUGGAGCACAGAGCUGUCGUCAAUAAGGAAUGCUCUCGGAUCUCCAUUGCAACAAUUUACGGUCCUGGCCGCGACAGGAAAUUAAAGCCAAUUACCUCGGAAGAAAUGCCACCUUUGUACAAGGAGAUCUCUAUGGCAGAGCUCCUCGAAGCGUUCCUCAGUGGGGAACUGAAUGGUAAGGGGCAUCUCCAGUUUGUCAGAAUAGUAUGAGGGUCCAAGUAUUAUGACAAAAAUAAAAUAUUGUGACAAUAUAUGUCUUUAAUAUAGUAAAUGAUAUAUAUAUA